ACUGCUGUUGCCAUUGUUCUCCCUGCCUCUCUCCUCUCUCUCUACACCUAGCUAAGACCGCCUCACUCAUCAAAAACAAAGCCAUGGUUCGAGGAACUGCCAGUGCUCUGAGCGCGGCGGCGUGUGUGGCGUGCCUGCUGCACAACGUUGCCGGCUUCGUUGUUGGACCGACCCCCACCGCUCGCGGGUCUUUCACACGUGUCAACCGGGCCAGCUCCGCUACUGCUGUGUCCCGAGCUUCGGGCAGCCUGGCGCCGGUGGCGGCUGCUCGCACCCAGGUGGGGCAUGCCUCGACGGUACUACGCUCGUCUAGUGCUGGCCGGGAGAUGACGAUGGCUGCCGGAGGGAAGAAGACAUGUAUCAUCACCGGAGCCUCCUCAGGGAUCGGCCUGGAGGGAGCCAAGUUCCUCGCAGCCUCGGGAGACUGGCACGUGAUCUUGGCCGUCCGAUCCUUCGCGAAGGCCGAGGCAGGGGCCAAGGACCUGGGCAUGGACCCCUCCACGUAUACGGUGAUGAACCUGGACCUGGCUUCGCUCAACAGCGUCAGGAAUUUUGUGGCGGAGAUCAAGGCCGCCAAGGUUAAGCCCGACGCGCUCGUGUGCAACGCUGCCGUCUGGCACCCCAAGGACAAGAAGCCGCGACGGACGGCCGACGGGUUCGAGGAGGCGAUCGGCGUGAACCACCUCGGGCACUUCCUGCUCGUGAACCUGCUCAUCGACGAGCUGAAGCAGUCCCGCGUCGUCUUCAUCGGCACGGAGACACACAACCCUGGAAGCAUCGCGGGAAAGAUCCCCCCCCAGGCUCACCUGGGAGACCUGGACGGGCUCGCCAAGAACGAACCCAUGGUCGACGGUGUCAAGUACGAGCCCACCAAGGCGUACAAGGACUCUAAGGUGUGCAACGUGCUGAUGAUGAGGGAGAUGGACAAGCGUUACUCGUCUGGAGGAAUGGUGGUGAGCGCGCUUUUCCCCGGGUGCAUCGCGGAAUCCCCGCUGUUCCGCGAGAAGCGAGGGUGGUUCCGGGCCGGGUUCCCGGUAUUCCAGAAGUUCAUCACCAAGCAGCUGGUUUCCGUCGAGGAGGCCGGACGCCGCGUGGCGGACGUGGUAUCCUCGGACAAGUUCUCCUCUUCCGGCACGUACUGGCGGUGGAACGGACAGGACGCCGAGGCGACCGCGAGGGAAAACGUGGUCUCCGACGAGGCCAUGGACGAGGCGCGAUGCGAAAAGCUCUGGCAAAUCAGCUCAGACCUCGUGGGGAUCUAAGUCGUCUCGACAGGCUUGUCCAGGCGGUUCAAACGCCUAAAUCGUCUGUAGGCUUAAUCAGUCCAGGCGGUUUGUUUAAGACCCAUUUUUGACCUCUCACUUGGUUAGGGUUUUUAGAAAUCAGUAAAGUUCAGGGGGGGUUCAUUUUUACGAAAUAUACCUAAAUCAAGAAGACGGCCCGUUCGACAUAAAACCAGAUCAAAUCACAGCAGUCGAAGCGGUUUCUCUUUCAUGGAACGCAAUAAAUAAUUCCGUGUUUUUUGCCCAAACACGAGGAGAUAAAUCGUCAGGCUGUUCGUGCUGUUCUUUAGCCGUGCACGUGCUUGCAUGCAGCGAUCGAUCUCACGCCCCCAUCGAGCUGUUGGUGUUUCGGGCUGUGUGGUGGACGAGCCUCUUGUCUGAUCCAGAUGCCACACAUCACGUUCGCCUCAUGGGCGNGGGGGGGGGGGGGGGGGGGGGGGGGGGGGGGGGGGGGGGGGGGGGGGGGGGGGGGGGGGGGGGGGGCUCGUGAGAACCAGCAGCACCUAAUGUGAAGCUUUCGUACAUCGACACGACUCUUACAGAACAGGCCUGAUGUUGCUUGGCGCGCCUGUUUUUCAGCUUGUUGAAGGAGAGAGAACACGUUAGAAGUCGACAUCCCAAUCUGUAUCUCGCGUUCGGGAUCAGAGCGUCCGAAUCAGCUGGAUAUGAAAUGCCUGAGGAGCCCGAUCUCACGUUGGUUGGCCUCGACACCCUGCUAGGUAGAGCUCGUCGGAAUGUCGGUGAUUGUGUACAGGUGGACGGAGGUGGGUGCGUACGACGCGGCCUAUCUCUAACCACGGGUUAGGACUUCUGUUGGUAGCCGCUCAUGCUUUCCCCUCAAUGUGGAGUCUUGUGAAGGCCCAUGCAUGGAGCGGUUCGUAUAUUGCGGAGAUCAUUCAGUCGGAAGCGCGCUGUUUCGGAGAUUCUGAUCUACGGGAGUUCUUUCUUUUUUUCUUUUUCCUUCAAUACAAGAUGAAGGUUUCUACCGAUGUCUCGAUCCGGAUACACACACGGCAGCGGCAGAGUUGGUCCCCCAAGUGCCGGUUUGACAUGGCGUUCGUUUAGUGCGGGACUCAGUAAGGUUGGCACUGGAAGAGCUUGCUUCGGAUGGAACCUGACAUGAAACGUGCUCUUCGUCUACCGCCCUGGGUUUGUUGUGUCGUUUGUGUGUGCGAUGUUGUCGUGCUUUAUUCUCGCGGAAAGAUGUCGGGCUUGAUGCGGGGUCGCGCUAGUAGUCGUUGUUAGGUGGGAUCGUGGUUAGAUUGGUGAUCGAUCUCCUGGUGUCAUUUUUUUGUCCGUUUCGUGUUGUUGGUCGUUGUGGUUUGGAUAACGCGGGGUAGGACUUUACACGUUUUCCGGGGAAGGGGGGAAGAAGGGAGGGAGCUAAUCAAAGCUUUAUUUUUAUUUUUUCGAGAGAUUAGACGAAGACACGCUUUGUUUUUGCAUCCACGUAACGGCUGGCUACGUUUGGCCGCGUUGCUUGUACAGUACCGAUAGUGUUGGCUUUCGUUUCCCAGCGAGGAGGCCAAGCGCGCGGUAGGCUGGUGUUAGCCUUUCACGCAGCCAGCAGCUCCUGAGUCGGAUCCCUUUGUGAGAACGUAUGAUUUAAACCCAUCGUCCUCUUUGCGCUCAAAGUCGCGUGCUUGGAUACAUCGUUCCUGCACGGGAAAGCCUGACCGCAUCUGUCUCCUGUUGGUCUGUUGGGCCGCCUUCCCCCCCCCCCCCCGACGAGGAUCGGCUGGAUCAGAACCAGAGUUCGACUUUCGCGUGGGCGGGAUGAAACGUCACGACGUCGUCACAAGCGG
Ectocarpus sp. CCAP 1310/34 is the source of this 3088-nucleotide messenger RNA. The record is from the annotation of a GenBank genome assembly. NCBI's taxonomy places the organism in Eukaryota, Phaeophyceae, Ectocarpales, Ectocarpaceae.